This is a messenger RNA of Peniophora sp. CBMAI 1063, 576 nucleotides long. The record is from the annotation of a GenBank genome assembly. NCBI's taxonomy places the organism in Eukaryota, Fungi, Basidiomycota, Agaricomycetes, Russulales, Peniophoraceae.
AUGGCCGACCAUGUGCCGAGAUCGGCGAGCCACACGCGUCGCGCGGCGGCUCUCGCACCUUGCUCUGCGCUAGCGCUCGGUAGCUUAGCCGUCCAAGCACCGAUGCUUACACCGCGGAUUGUACACGUCGACGCGCCGGUGUGCCAGGAUCUUUCCGUGUUCAAAGAACUCAUGAACGAGUAUCGGAAACUGGACGAUGCCAUCACAAUGCGCAUGAACCGCACGACGGCACAAUUUCGCGAUCGAGACCGCGAGGGCCACGCUGGAAAAGGAAGCGUGCAGGAUCAGGCAUGCGAAUAUCUCUGGAGGGAUCUUGUUGAGAACUGGAAGCGCAGAGAGUCAAUAAUCGAGUAUUGCGUUGGGGUCGUGGACAAGAGUGCGGAGGAGAAGCGGGUGGCUCUACAGCAGGACCCGAGUGCUGCCGAUGAGCGAAUGCAAAGGAGGAUACGAGCAGAGAUGUACGCACAAGAGACCAAGAGAAACCAAGUUCAUAACGAGCUCGCGGUCGAGAAGAUCGUACGCAACCGUUCUCACAAUGUAUUCACGGGAGGCAUUCGGACCUGGAAACCUGGAUGA